CAUGCGUAAUCGGUGUUUCCGAGCUGAUCAGGCAACAUGGCGGCGCAGGGUGUCCGCUGGGUCCGCACCCUGUCCAAGGGGAAAUGGACGGGCGUGAGUGCGCUUGUGUCCGGGGCCAGGGCAGCCUCUGGCGUAUCUAAGGAUAUGCUGCCUGGACCGUACCCCAAAACCCCUGAGGAGAGGGCCGCUGCUGCCAAGAAGUACAACAUGCGGGUGGAGGAUUACAAGCCGUACCCCGAUGAUGGCAUGGGGUUUGGUGAUUAUCCCAAGCUUCCCGACAGAUCUCAGCACGAGAGAGAUCCCUAUUACACCUGGGACAACCCUGACUUCAGGAGGAACUGGGGAGAGCCGAUGCACUGGGAUUUCGACAUGUUCACCCGGAACCGAGUGGAUACAUCCCCCUUCCCGGUCCCCUGGCAUACAAUGUGUAAACACAUCUUAGGAUUUGUUGGCUUCAUGCUCUUCAUGUUCUGGGUUGGAGAGAAAUUUCCCUGUUACCAACCUGUGGCUCCCAAGCAGUAUCCUUACAAUAACCUCUAUCUGGAAAGGGGAGGGGACCCCAGCAAGGAGCCAGAAGAAGUGAAACAUUAUGAAAUCUAGUGUUUAAA
Molecule: messenger RNA, 608 nt
Organism: Lepisosteus oculatus (spotted gar)
Lineage: Eukaryota; Metazoa; Chordata; Actinopteri; Semionotiformes; Lepisosteidae
Gene: ndufb8
Product: NADH:ubiquinone oxidoreductase subunit B8
Biological process (GO): mitochondrial electron transport, NADH to ubiquinone
Cellular component (GO): mitochondrion
Source: RefSeq, a predicted model, not a curated record